This is a messenger RNA of Coniosporium apollinis CBS 100218, 1719 nucleotides long. RefSeq lists its product as uncharacterized. The record is from RefSeq and is a predicted model, not a curated record. Gene Ontology annotation, cellular component: preribosome, large subunit precursor. Gene Ontology annotation, molecular function: nucleic acid binding; zinc ion binding. Bases 1 to 1719 code for a protein of 572 amino acids. Lineage: Eukaryota; Fungi; Ascomycota; Dothideomycetes. Gene Ontology annotation, biological process: ribosomal large subunit biogenesis. The transcript is spliced from 3 exons.
AUGGCGACUCAACUCGCAGCCGGCCCUAUGCCAUCCCAGCCGGAGGGCUCCCACUCGUCCCAUCCUUUCACCUGCAACACCUGUCAGGUCGCCUUCCGCUCCAGUGAACUGCAGCGCACCCAUAUGCAAAGCGAUUGGCAUCGAUAUAACCUCAAGCGUCGAGUGGCGUCGCUACCCCCACUAUCCUCUGAGAUCUUCGCUGAGAAGGUCCUUGCAAACAAGGCAUCCGCUGCCGCCACAGCCGCGAAGGCAGCUUUCGAGAGGCCAUGUGCGGCUUGCCAGAAGACAUAUUUCAGCGAGAACGCCUACCAGAACCAUCUGAACAGCCAAAAGCACCGGAUAAACGUGCUCAGACAACAGGGAGGGGGGUCAGUGACAGGCACAGACGAUGAGACUGGCUCUAUGAUCAGCUCAACCUUUUCCCUCGGUGAGCCGAUUGAUACGGCAUCGAACGGUCUCUCGCACGAGGCGGAGGCAGAAUUCCAGGACGUGGUAGACAGCAUGAAGCAGACUUCGCUGCAGGAUGGAGAGCCCAUCUCACGCCGCCCAACCCGGCCGCAUCAUUCCGCAGUCGAAGAGGACGCCCGCCCAGCUCAUCCCCUUUCACCUUUAACCACUCGCAGCACCACCGCCAGCUCCCAGACCGAAUCCGCAACUUCCGAGCCGAAACUUUCUUGCCUCUUCUGCAACUUCCUCUCGCCGACCUUCCCGCUGAACAUCCUGCAUAUGCAACGUCAUCAUGGCAUGUUCAUUCCGGAACGAGAGUUUCUGGUCGAUGAAGAGGGUUUGGUGGCCUAUCUACACGCCAAGAUCCACGAGGACCACCAAUGCUUGUAUUGCGGCAAGUUGAAGCACACGGCCGCCGGCAUUCAGACACACAUGCGGGAUCGCGGCCACUGCAUGAUCGCCUUCAACACUGAGGAAGAGAUGAUCGAGAUCGGCCAGUUCUACGACUUCCGCUCCACCUACUCCGACGGUGAGGGCGACGACUCAGAUGCCACAAGCACCGAAGACGCCGCGGACGCACCGGCCCAAGGUGGCGUCAAACUCGGCGCUCCUCGUCGCGCCAAACUGACCGUCGAGAAUCUCGACGCCUCACAGCCCGACGCCGAGAUGGCGGACGGCGACAAAGACGACGAGGGUUGGGAAACAGACAGCACGCUCUCGACCGUGCCAACCGACGAGAUUACCUCCGUUCCCAUUGACGAUCGCUCACAUCUCUACGCCACGCUAGCACGAAGCAGGCACCACAGCCACACGGAUCCGCGCCCGCACCGUGCAGCCGAUGGCUUCCACUCUCACGCUCAUGGUAUGCCGCACGCCGUUUACCAUGACGACCACGAGCUACAUCUCCCCAGUGGUCGUGUGGCCGGACACAGGAGCUUAAACAGGUAUUUCCGUCAGAACCUCCGCAGCUACGAGAGCGGUGGUGGCCCAGGUUUGCCAUCCAGGCGGGCCAUCGAAGCCGGCUCCUCGACCAGCGGGUCCGACGGAGAGAGGGCAGAGGAUGGCGAUCGAGGCAGGGGAAGAAACGCAUUGAUAUCGAGGGCGAACGGAGGAUUGGGCAUGGUGGGUGUAAGUGACGCAACGAGGAGAGAGGUGACCAAAGUGGAGAAGAGGGAAAGGAAGAGGGAGCAACGGGCACAGGCGAGGUACCAGUGGGGCAACAACAAGAGGUCGAACUUCCAGGAACACUUCAGGGAUCCAUUGCUGCAGUGA